This is a messenger RNA of Scomber japonicus (chub mackerel), 1197 nucleotides long. RefSeq names its product mitotic arrest deficient 2 like 2 (gene mad2l2). Gene Ontology annotation, cellular component: zeta DNA polymerase complex. Bases 170 to 802 code for a protein of 210 amino acids. NCBI's taxonomy places the organism in Eukaryota, Metazoa, Chordata, Actinopteri, Scombriformes, Scombridae. The transcript is spliced from 8 exons. The record is from RefSeq and is a predicted model, not a curated record.
UUUUUCUUCUGUUAGUCCUUUUAAAAGUGUCGUUUUACUUCCGUCGUUUCAUUCAGCGAAGGAUGUUCAACAGACAGCCUCGAAGAUAAGGCUUCGCAGACUGCAGUGUUAGCUACCCAGAGUGAAAAUUACAUCUUUACUUCUGGUGACAGUUGUCGGAAAAGAAAAUAUGACAACUCUUACAAGGCAAGACCUCAAUUUUGGACAAGUGGUUGCUGACAUCCUGUGUGAGUUCCUGGAAGUUGCCAUUCAUCUCAUCCUGUAUGUCCGUGAAGUUUAUCCUUCAGGAAUAUUUCAGAAGAGAAAGAAGUAUAAUGUACCAGUGCAGAUGUCAUGUCACCCAGAGCUGAACCAGUACAUCCAAGAUACACUUCACUGUGUAAAGCCACUCAUUGAGAAGAAUGAUGCAGAGAAGGUUGUAGUGGUCAUCAUGGACAAGGAACAUCAUCCAGUCGAGAGAUUUGUGUUUGAGAUUUCCCAACCAACAUUGCUGUCCAUCAGCUCAGACACAUUACUGUCGCAUGUGGAGCAGCUGCUGAGGGCAUUCAUCCUAAAGAUCAGUGUGUGUGAUGCUGUUUUAAAUAAUAACCCACCAGGGUGUUCAUUUUCAGUACUAGUACAUACCAGAGAUGCUGCCACACGCAACAUGGAGAAGGUUCAAGUCAUCAAGGAUUUCCCAUGGAUAGUUGCUGAUGAACAGGAGGUCCACAUGCAGGAGCCUAGACUGAUCCCACUGAAGACCAUGACAUCUGACAUAGUAAAAAUGCAGCUCUAUGUGGAAGAGAGAGCCCAGAAAACAUAAAAAAGACUUCUUCUUUUUCUCUUUUAAAAAAAGAAACUUUGCUGCAUGUGCCAAUCUGUGACAACAUUGGAAAGAGCUGGCACAGUCAGAGAAGAGCAUGAGUUUUGGGAUGGAGAGUGAGAUGAUCUUUGUGGAAUGUGUUAGUGAAGUGCACACAUUAAGCUGCAGAUUGGACUGAUGCACUGGCUGGACAUUUCAUCUGGAGUAAAAUCUGCUCCAGAAGGUUUGUUGUCUCUGCCGACUUGAUUUAAUUCCAUACCAUUAUGCACAUAUGUGGUUACAUUAUUGUGUUAUAUGUAUAGUGUUUUUUUGUUUGUUUGUUUUUAAUGUCAUUGUUUCACCAUGAAAAUAAAAUUCCAGUGGAAAUAGAAUGCCUUGAAAGUUGAUACCAGAUA